UGGCAUAUUUAUAGUUUGAUACGCCAAGGCCGUAGUCCGCAGCGCCCCGCCGGCCACCCUAUAAUGGACUCAGAUUGGGACAUCAUUCAAAAAUGUCUGCAAUUCAAAUUUGAACUUCGGCCUUCAGCAGAUGAAGUAUUCGACCUCGUCAUGCGCAGGGUUUUCUCAUCAGAUUCUUCGAGCCCACCUAACGGUCCUCCCGACGAUGCAUCACUCAACACUGAUUCUUUACCAUCAUCACUCCCGAGUUCCAGCACUGGUCCCAUAACACCUUUCAGCACUGAUUCUUGUAAGUUGCAUCCAUGUCGAGCAAGCGUCGAGACGAAUAUGUUUCAUCGUCAUGAGUAGUUCGAUCGACUGGCAUCCUGGGACAUGAACGGAUGCGAUCAACAUCACCAUCACCGCUACCUCUAAGCGCACUGUCGAGCAACUACGAAAUGCGCCUACGGCAAAGAAAUGUUGUUAUAUUCGGCGAAACCGGCACAGGGAAAAGUUCCAUCAUCAACGCAAUCGCACAACAACAACUUGCGAAGACAUCCAAUGAUGCACAUGGAUGCACUUCUACCUCUCAACGCUACCAAGUAGAAAUUUCAGACCAGCGAUUCAACCUGAUUGAUACCGCAGGUCUCAGCUUGGGGGCUGCAGACACACCGCCGGCGGCUAAAGCAGAAAAACAGUUGAAAAUUUUGUUGCGUGAGCUCGUGAGCUCUAGGUUGGAUGCAAUCAGCCUUCUGGUGUACUGUAUGCACAGCACAAUUGCCCCUCGCGCCCUCGAUAAAGCCUAUAACAAGUUUUACUUUAAAAUCUGCCAGGAGAAGGUUCCGAUCGUUGUCGUCAUCACAGGAUUGGAGAAAGAGACUCGCAUGGAGAGUUGGUGGGAUACUAACAAGGAAAAAUUCAAGGGCUUGAAUUUCGCAGACCAUGCUUGCGUCACAGCGCUUCGAGAACACCCAAGCUUCUCAGACAACAUCACUCGUCGUAUUGCAGAGUCGGGCGACAUUCUGCGCAAGCUUGUUUUGACACAUUUCGUGGAUCUGGCGGUUGACGACGGCUUGGAUUCGGCGGCCGACAAGAGCUGGUUGAAGCAGAUGGGUGGCCGGAUUGUUAAGGGGAGACAAGUGACGAACAAGAAGUAAAAUGCCAGGUUUAGGAGAUUAUGCUGGUACCGUGUAUUACUUACAGGAUGUUCAAACGUUCGAGUUCCUCGCCAUGUUCACCCCCCUGAUUCAUUUAGGAGGAGCUUGUGGAGCGGUGGGAUGGGCGUAGGGAGUGAAGGUAGGAUGGGCUUAAACUGAACUGCUUAAAAGUGGGUGUCAAGCUAUCAUGUCUGCAAUUUGCAAAGCGCUUCCCGGAAUUCUGUGGUGUCAAUCGUAUGCUUAAUCCU
This is a messenger RNA of Suillus subaureus, 1384 nucleotides long. Its product is annotated as P-loop containing nucleoside triphosphate hydrolase protein. The coding region runs from base 381 to 1136 and encodes 251 amino acids. The transcript is spliced from 3 exons. Gene Ontology annotation, molecular function: GTP binding. NCBI's taxonomy places the organism in Eukaryota, Fungi, Basidiomycota, Agaricomycetes, Boletales, Suillaceae. The record is from RefSeq and is a predicted model, not a curated record.